UACAAAAGGAAAAGGUUCAACUGGAGCAGAAGCUGGAGUACGAGCAGGAAAACAUGGUAAACCGCCUCCAGCGUCAGAUCCAAGCAAUCCACCGCGAAAAGGCCGAACUUCGCAGCCGUCUGCGUGACGACACCCACGUCCUCCUAAAAACCAUCCGCGACACCAUCGAUCUGCUGCAGCAAGCGCGCAGCGCCUCCGCCACGCCCGCCUUAGGCCCCACGCAGGUGGACCUUCGCGAGGAGAUGGAGGAGGUGAAUCGCCGCAUGGAGAACUUCUCGCUGACGCCCAGCGCCAUUCCGUCGGCGUCCUCUCUCUCCGCAGAGCCGCUGUCCCCGCUAUCGCCGAGUCUCAUGGCGCAGCGGAAGGUGAUGGAGGGAGAGAGGAAGAUGAAGGAGAUGAUCCCGCUGCUGAACGGAAUGGACCGAACUCUGAGCAGGCCUGCAGAGCCUUAUGAGUUGUCCAGCUCGCAGCCCAUGCAGUUGGGAGGAGUCAUUUUGGAUGAUGCUUCAACACGGCUGCGCACGGGGAGCAUCUCGUCGUCCCGGUCCCGUUCGAAUAGUAUUAUUGGAAGAGAAAGAUCGCGUCAUGCGAGUAUAAGUGAAUGAGUUUUUU
Blastocystis hominis is the source of this 612-nucleotide messenger RNA. RefSeq lists its product as hypothetical. NCBI's taxonomy places the organism in Eukaryota, Bigyra, Opalinata, Blastocystidae. The record is from RefSeq and is a predicted model, not a curated record. The transcript is spliced from 4 exons. The coding region runs from base 54 to 605 and encodes 183 amino acids.